Molecule: messenger RNA, 889 nt
Organism: Panthera uncia (snow leopard)
Lineage: Eukaryota; Metazoa; Chordata; Mammalia; Carnivora; Felidae
Product: small integral membrane protein 24-like
Exons: 3
Coding region: 53-370 (105 amino acids)
Source: RefSeq, a predicted model, not a curated record
GGGGGUGGCACCCCAGAACCUGCUGGAGAGAGGCGAGGACAGACCCACGAGGAUGGACAGGUUCUGGAUGACCGCUGGCCGGGUCUCCCUUCUGGAAGCUCUGGUCCCGUGCCUGGUUCAGGCACAGCCCUUGGCCCAGAGGAAGCCGUGGCUGGUGGGGCUGGGGGCCGCGCUGGCCGCCCUCUUCCUCACCUUCGUCUUGACCGUGGUCUACGCCGUCUGGUGCAGAGAGUCCCGCGACAGCAACAAAGAGGAGGACGUGGGGAGUGUGAGAAAGGAGGAGAAAGAAGCAGAGGGUGACCAGGGGCUGGAGCUGGAGGAGAGAGAGGUGCCUCCAAACCGUGAAGGAGUGGUGAGCUCCUCCAAAUGAAGGUUUCUCGCCUGCCUCCUCCAGGCAGGCCUCCAGGGCUGCCCCAAUGCCUGCUCUGCACUCUGCAAGCAAAGUCCCGGUCCUGGGGCCAGGGGAAUUAUCCCAUGUGGGGUUCGGGGUGAAGGGGUCCUGAAUGAGGAGCGCUCAGGACCCAGCCCAAGUCCCUCUGGGAGGCUUCUUUGCAUUUAGCUGGGUGUUGAUGCGUCCCCUUCCCCAGCACAUUCUGCCCCAGCCCCCUUUCGCACUGGCAAGAGGGACGUGGGGCAGAAACCGUGCAGUUGGCUCUCCAGUGUUUGCAGGGCCCAGGCCCGGUCCAGUCCUGCAGUCUCGCUUCUGCUGCUUCUGGGCAAGAACUUCGAGCCGAUGCGGAGCGCAGGGCUGUUUCCUGGGAGACGAGCGCCCCUCCCACCGUCUGCCGAAUUUCUGGUCACUGUCCCCCCCCCCCCCAGCUGGGACUGCGUGCGGUGCCGAGGCUGGGGGGAGACGCGGCGUCAUCACCCCCUCUUCCUGCCCUGCCCU